This is a messenger RNA of Homarus americanus (American lobster), 2327 nucleotides long. Its product is annotated as relaxin receptor 2-like. The transcript is spliced from 20 exons. The record is from RefSeq and is a predicted model, not a curated record. Gene Ontology annotation, molecular function: G protein-coupled receptor activity; protein binding. NCBI's taxonomy places the organism in Eukaryota, Metazoa, Arthropoda, Malacostraca, Decapoda, Nephropidae. Gene Ontology annotation, biological process: G protein-coupled receptor signaling pathway. The coding region runs from base 1 to 2268 and encodes 755 amino acids. Gene Ontology annotation, cellular component: membrane.
AUGCCCAAGGCAGCUGAGAGAGAGUCCAACUUUUCAGGUCUGUGUGAGGUCGGAUGGUUCACGUGUGGAGCCAACGGAUCGCUGUGUGUGGAGCAAAGGUUCUUAUGUGACCAAGAGGAAGACUGUCCGGCCGGGGAAGAUGAACUCAACUGUUUGGACGACAAGGGAGACAGUGGCCUCACCAAGGAGAUACUGGACAAACCCGCCAUCUCUUGGGAGCAGCGCCACAAGUGUAAUCUCAAGCACUACCCUGAGUUCUGUCUGUGCCGAAUGGAGACGAGAAUUCAUUGCAAAAACAUCAACCUAACAUCAGUCCCUCAAGACAUCGAUGUGCAAGUUACCAGCCUACUAUUGGGAAACAACAGCAUCAGUCUCACAGCAGAGUCCUUCACCCGUUACCCCAGCCUGACUCUCCUGCACCUGCAGAACAACGGCUUGACGUCCCUACCAGCUGAUGUGUUCAAGCCACUACCUAACCUAACCAAACUGUUCCUGGCAGAUAACAGGUUGUCGACGCAGGAGAAGGGGUCGCUGGAGGGCUUGAGGUCAACAAGGACACUGAGGCUACUACACCUCUCCCACAACACCUUCUCUGAGCUCGACCAACUGAUGACUCUGGUGCCUGGCCUGAAGACCCUAUGGCUCAAUUCUAACCUGGUUACCUUGCGUGGUCGAAAUGUCAGCCCACAUGCCCACAGCCUGAGGGAACUGUUCCUGGAGGACAACCUGGUGGAGGAGUUGACGGAACACUCCCUCAAGGGCCUCUCAGGUCUGGAAACAUUGUAUCUGCGUCACAACAAGAUCAAAGUCAUCUACAGCGGCGCCUUCCAAGAACAGCGUAGACUACUUGAGCUGGAGCUGAACUACAACAAGAUCCAGUACCUGCACCCGGACACCUUUCAAGGCCUGGAUUCUCUUGUCAGCUUGAACUUGGGGGGCAACCCGCUGACGAUGGUAGAGAUCGGUACACUAAGGCGCCUCUCUCGUCUCGACUCACUGAGGCUGGAGGGAGCAGAACUGACCACGGACCUGCUGGUGAACUUGUCUACUGGCCUGACCUCCUAUCAUCUCACCCCCAACGUCUCUCACGCAUACUUCAAGAGGUUCCGCUACUGUGGCUACCUACCACACAUACCUGACUGCUGGCCCAAGUCUGACGGUGUGUCGUCCUUCGAACACCUACUAGUGAGGGUGGAGCUGCGGGUGACGGUGUGGGUGGUGGCUCUGGCGACUCUGGUUGGUAAUCUGACCGUUUUGGGCGGUAGAGUCCUGUCUGCCGACGACAACAAGAUCCUCUCCCUCUUCAUUCGUAACCUAGCAGUUGCCGACCUGCUGACGGGGCUGUACCUGGUGGCGGUGGCUGUGAAGGACGUGGAGUUCCGGGCAGAGUACCACGAACACGCUUACUACUGGAUGAUGUCCUGGCAGUGUACCCUAACUGGCAUCCUCGCUAUGACCUCCUCCGAGGUGUCUGUGUUGAUCCUGACCUUCAUGUCCGUGGAGCGGUGGGUGUGUAUCACCUGGCCGUUGGGCGCCCCCAAGUUGUCGUUGACCGGGGCUAAGGCAGCCCUGGGCUGUAUCUGGACCCUCGGCAUCUUGCUCUCAGUUGCCCCUGCGUACUACUACCGUGGAAAACAGAGGUUUUACGGCACAAACGGUCUGUGCUUCCCGCUGCACCUCGACGACCCCUGGGUGCCGGGCUGGUUCUACUCUGCCAUGGUGUUUGUCGGCCUCAACCAGAUGGGCGUGAUGGUGAUCCUCAUGUCGUACGCGGGCAUGUUCUGCAGCAUCCGUCACACGCGCGCCAACACACCGCUCUCCCUGGGCGACCGAGAGUUUGCCAUGCGCUUCUUCUUCAUCGUGUUCACAGACUGUCUCUGCUGGACGCCCAUCAUCAUCCUCCGCGUCCUGGCGCUCGCCGAGAUGGACAUCACCCCUGAGCUCUAUGCGUACGUGGUGGUGGUGCUGCUACCCAUCAACUCCGCCCUCAACCCCUUCCUCUACACCUUCACCACCACCAAGUUUCGUUCUCAGGUGCGUCGCUUCCUGUUAGGUCGAGGGAUGUGUCUGUGGCCUCCCCGUCGAGACUCAGAGUCAGAGAUUACCAGGAACUCCUUCUUCAGAGGUGCAAGUUCAAAGGCAACAAAUGGGCGGGACGUAGCCAACCCUCCCAAUGGUGCUUCCCACACCGUCGCUGAGAUCAUGUUAGUUGAGGUCUCGAAGCACUCUGUUAAAGACGAGACCACAAGGGCCGACACUAAAGUGUGAGAUCUUCUUGAAGGUCCAGGGGUGACUUAGCCCAUCGUGGCCCAGGGGUGAAGGGGUGA